Molecule: messenger RNA, 1615 nt
Organism: Coregonus clupeaformis (lake whitefish)
Lineage: Eukaryota; Metazoa; Chordata; Actinopteri; Salmoniformes; Salmonidae
Product: B-cell lymphoma/leukemia 10-like
Exons: 1
Coding region: 340-1020 (226 amino acids)
Biological process (GO): adaptive immune response; canonical NF-kappaB signal transduction; positive regulation of extrinsic apoptotic signaling pathway
Cellular component (GO): CBM complex; cytosol
Molecular function (GO): protein kinase B binding; kinase activator activity; NF-kappaB binding
Source: RefSeq, a predicted model, not a curated record
CUCUAAGAGGCAGGAACGUCCAAAUAAGUAUGCGUGCACACACACACACACACACACACACACACACACACACACACACACACGUGCCACUCAUUCUCACCUCAUUGUUUGCUAAUAGGGAACUGAUCUACUGAGGUAGUUCCCAUUUUCACAAUAUUGGCUUCCAACAAGUUCAAUGACUCUUCGGGGUUUUAAAGGACAUUGUUACAGUAUCUCAGUCAGUUGCUAAUAUUACAAACCCUUAUCAUCUGAAGUGCCAACACUACUACACUGGGCAUUCCAGAGCCUGAGCAGCGGCUUCAGAAAACUACUGAGAGCUCACAGCCAAUUGGCUGGAAAAUGGACUCCUGGUGUAUCACUGACGAAGACAUGGCAGAGGUCAAGAAGGAAGCGUUGGAGCGUCUCCGUCCGUACCUCUGUGAGAAGCUAGUGGCCGACCGCCACCUGGACUACCUCCGGUCCAGGAGGGUCCUUACGCGGGACGACGCCGAGGACAUCUGCUGCCGGGUGGGGAACAGCAAGAAGACAGGUAGGAUGCUGGACUACUUAGCCGAGAACCCCAUGGGCCUCAACUACCUUGUGGAGUCCAUCCGCCGAGUGAGGACCAAGGACUUUGUCAUUGGGAAGAUCACCAGCGAAGUCGAGGCAGUGAAGGCGGAGAGGAGAGAGGCGGCCAUCUUGUUAGCAGCAGGUAGUUCUUCGCCUGUCUGUAUAUGCAAAGAGAGAACUCCCUUUGUGUCAUUUCAGAGUGACAGUACUGGAUACAAAGGCAGUAGUGAAGCACAGUCCGUCCAAACCUCUCUGUCCAACUCUGAAGACAAGUGGAGUCAAAACGAAGCAUCCUUUUCCUGGAGUGCCCUUCCUGAAGAGGUUAGUGUGUCUUCUUUAGCCAGUCUCCCAAAACCAGGAGAGCAGGGCGCCCCUUCAGUGCCCCUUGAGGACUCAGAGCCUGGGACCUUAGAGUCCGUGAGCAGUGACCAGUUUCACACCCUGUGUUCCUUUUCAACCCCCUUUCUGUGAUGUAAUACAGAAUGCCUGGAUGUCUGGAUUCAAACACAGGUUGGAUUAUAUGGGGACUAUAACGAAAGGGUUAGGUUUUAUUGUGUCAUAACUGUACAUGUUAUCGAAUUUUAUUUUCCGUAUCAUAAAAGCCUACAGUGAAUCCACGAGACGUGGUUUCUAACACGUUUGUUCUAUCAAUAAAAAAAAAAGACUAAACUUUAUUUUGUUAUUCAAAUGAAAAACCUCCUGUACUUCUCAAUCAGGAAAAAAACGGAACUAUUAGAAAAUGGAUGUGUGCCAGAAAGUUGUACUGCUACAGUAUCAGGAAAUUGAGCAGGGCAGAGCUUCCUGUUUCUUUGAGGAACAGUCUCACUUCAUGUCCCUAUUUGAACUUCUGCCAGGCACCCAUAUUCUAUGAAAUGAUCAAAUCAACAUGUUUCUAUGUUUUCUGGGAUUUUAUUUUGAUUCAAGAUGUGCAAUUUUGACAUACUGACGACAACUGUUCAAGGGAAGUUAGUUAGGGACUGUUGGUGUGCAUAUGACUUGGAAGAUUUAAAAAACUAACAAAACAUGUAAAGCUCCAAAAAGGCAUUUCAAUAAAUGUGUCAAUAAA